This is a messenger RNA of Penicillium nucicola, 438 nucleotides long. RefSeq lists its product as uncharacterized. The transcript has a single exon. The record is from RefSeq and is a predicted model, not a curated record. Bases 1 to 438 code for a protein of 145 amino acids. Lineage: Eukaryota; Fungi; Ascomycota; Eurotiomycetes; Eurotiales; Aspergillaceae.
AUGCAGCUCACUCAGCUUUUCGUCGCUACUGGCCUCUUUGCCUCCUCCAUCAUGGCCGCGCCUUCUGCCGGCGUUUCCAUGAUGGCCGCCGGUCCCCAGUGGACUAUUGAGAACAUGAAGCGCACCUGCAACACCGCAAACACUUCCUGCACCUGGAACUUCGGCAUCAACUCCGGCACCGGCGCUGCUACUUCUUGUAACUACGUCGUGAACGCCAACACUGCCUCCCACGCCAACGGUGGCCCCGUCACCUGCGGUGGAUAUACCGUUACCUCCGGCUGGAGCGGUCAAUUUGGUGAGGGUGCUGGCUUCACCACUCUUUCCGUUGUCAACAACAAGGCCCGCCAGAUCAUCUGGCCUGCCUAUACCGACAAGCAGGUUCAGGGCGGCAAGGUUGUCAAGCCCGACCAGAGCUACGCCCCCGCUGCUCUCCCCUAA